UUAUUACGCAUUUGUCCGAAGUCGUUCAUUUUCGGCGAAAGGGAUAGAACGAAAGAGUAUACGGUACGAUUUGGCGGAGAUACAAAAUGGCAUGUUCUUAUGGGCGUGCAGUUCUACUUUCAUGUCGACGUUCGAUUUCUUACAGUACAAGAUAUUUAAAAGAGUGUGCUGAUUCGUUGGACCAUGCAACAGGAAUGGAAAAACGAGAAUUACUUGCUAAAGCUGCUGGUGAUGAUGAUCCUUUUAACUUGAAAGUUACAAAACGGGGACCUGGUACGAAAGAUUGUCCGAAUCUGGUACCAAGUGCAUUUAACAGUCGUAUGGUUGGAUGUAUUUGCGAAGAAGAUCAAUCGCACAUAAACUGGAUGUGGUUACACGAAGGAACUCCACGACGUUGUGAAUGCGGAUAUUGGUUUAAGCUUGUUGAAAAAGCUCCUCUUUAAUAACGCGUGAGAACAAAUUAGUGAACUGUUUAAAAUAUAGAAUUAAUAUUAUAUUAGAUAAAUGGAAAGAUAAUAAUUAUUUAUUGCCUAUCCAUAUUUAAUCUUUUUUGUUUGCGCGAUGUAAACUUUUGUUAACGACAUUGUACGAUAUGAGUAGCAUGCACAUUGUACUCAUAUAUCAUAUAUCAUAUAUGGAUACACGUAUUGACUGUAUACGUGUAUUUUACCUACAAUCAUAGAAAAUGCAGAAUAUACAUACGCCAUUGAAAGUGAAGAUGUUAACGAAAAUUUAAUAAAAAUUAUGGAAAGUA
Vespula pensylvanica (western yellowjacket) is the source of this 754-nucleotide messenger RNA. Its product is annotated as cytochrome c oxidase subunit 5B, mitochondrial-like. Gene Ontology annotation, cellular component: mitochondrial envelope. The transcript has 3 exons. The record is from RefSeq and is a predicted model, not a curated record. Bases 87 to 443 code for a protein of 118 amino acids. Gene Ontology annotation, biological process: mitochondrial electron transport, cytochrome c to oxygen. NCBI's taxonomy places the organism in Eukaryota, Metazoa, Arthropoda, Insecta, Hymenoptera, Vespidae.